AUGGCAUCUCAGUCUAAUUAUGGGAGUCAUGACUCUUUGCAUAGUGACGCUGAUGAACUAACAGCCCAAGCUAAGAGGAAUAACAAAAGCUUUUCCGAGACUACUCUUACUAGCAAUGAUAAUACAGGACCAUCUGAACCAGAAGAAAAUACACUAUUGUAUUCUACGACGUCGUCUGCUAGAAAUGACGAGAGAUGGUAUAACAGGCCAAGCAUUCCAAUAAUUUGUGUGCUGAUGUUUUUACUUUGUCUUUCAGAUAUGUUAUUUUUCACUCCCAAUGUUGGGUUAACGAUGACGAAAGUUUGCACACAUCUUAAUGAUGAAAAUAUUGAGGAUCCGGAGUACCAAUGUGAUCCAGCUGAAGUACAAGUAAUUGUUUCUGAAAUUACUUCAGCUACACUGAUAAUUUCUGGUGUAAUUACAACUGGAACGUCGAUGAAAUGGGGAGGAGUAUCUGAUAGAAUCGGUAGAGUACGUGCACUCGCGUAUAUGGGCACCAUUAAGGUAAUUGGAAAUUUACUACAUACACUAGCUUUAUUACCUUCUUCUCCAUACAGCAGAUGGUUAAUUAUUUUGACAAGCUGUAUCAAUGCCUUUACAGGCGGUACUUUUGCUUUUAUGGCCACAGCAAAUUCUUACGUUUCAGAUGUUACAAAACAAAAAGAUAGAACUGUCCAAUUAAGUGUAGUUCUUAGUAUAAUGCAUGCUACCAUGGGUAUCGGUCCAAUGCUAAGUUCAUUUUUAAUUAAAUUCUCAGACGGACGUGAUCAGGUCCCACUUUUUGGUUCCAUCGCUAUUGGGGCCAUAUUUACCUUACUAUGCUUUAAACUGGUGAGAGAACCUAGAACUGAGGAAUCCAGGUUGAAAUCUCAAUCAGAACAUGAUAAACAUCUUCAACAAAUGCAAGAAAAGAAGAAAUCAAUGGUAUCAGAUGCAGAUAAUUCAAAGGAGAAAAUUCUAGCAUACACGAAGUAUUAUGCCAUUGAAAUUUUUGGCUUAUACAAACCCAUGAAGAAAUUGUGGUUAAAGCCAACUGAGACCGGAUCACUAAUACCUCGUUAUACGGUUAUCCUAUUAUUAGCCUUAGAUCUUUUAUCCAUGUCUGCCACCAUAGCCAUGGGACCGGCUCUUAUUUUAUUUGCCACUUAUAGAUACAAUUGGAGGUCUGUCGAAUUAGGCUAUCUUGUUUCACUUUUAGGUAUCCUACGUUCAUUGAUGCUCGUCGUUUUAGCUCCAUUACUUUUGAAACUUUUAAAGAAAAAAUUCACCGCACUUGACCGUUCCGUUGAUAACGUUGACAUCAUAUCUUUGAGAGGUUCCAUGAUCUGUAUUUUUAUUGGGUUAUGCUGUAUGAUAAGAUGGAACAAGCAUUUCCAAGCCAUUAUACUCUACGGAUUCUUUGCUUCGUUGGGUGCCAUUGACUCGCCAACCAUACAAUCAACAAUCAUCAAGUAUUGUAGCAAGAAUAACACGGGAGAAUAUUUUGGUGGGAUAGCAUUGAUUCGUUCAUUUGCCAUGUUCGUCAUCCCACCCUUGUUAUUGAAAAUCUACGCGUCCACCGUGGAAACCAAACCUGAACUAUUUUUCUACGUGCCGUUGGUAUCUAUUGCAAUAGCCAUUUUCCUCACCAUGUUCCUAGGGGUGCACGAGGAAGAACAAUACUCGGAUUCGGACGUGAUGUCCAUAGACACCACGACGGAUGGUAUGGAUUGA
Molecule: messenger RNA, 1713 nt
Organism: Naumovozyma castellii
Lineage: Eukaryota; Fungi; Ascomycota; Saccharomycetes; Saccharomycetales; Saccharomycetaceae
Exons: 1
Coding region: 1-1713 (570 amino acids)
Source: RefSeq, a predicted model, not a curated record